GAGAGAGGCUGGAUGACCAGAUUGCUGCCCAUCUCUGUAGUCCCUGUAAGGUUCGUGACGCAGGAAAACAAAGAGAGUCGAGUCAAUCAGAAAUGAGGAAAAGAGAAGGUUUAAUCUGCAUUCCCAGGCAGAGAUCAGUGAACAAGAGGAGCCUCAGUUCAGAACAGGUAGGAAGGAACAGGGACCAGCUACGAUGGCUUCAGGAAUCCUGGUGAACAUAAAGGAGGUGAUGACCUGCCCCAUCUGCCUGGGGAUCCUAACAGAACCCAUGAGCCUGGACUGUGGGCACAGCUUCUGCCAAGCCUGCAUCACUGCAAACAACAAGGAGUCCGUGAAUGGCCAAGGAGAGAGCAGCUGCCCCGUGUGCAGGAUCAGUUACCAGCCUGAGAACAUGCGGUCUAGUCUGCAUUUGGCUAACAUUGUGGAGGUGCUCAGGGAGGUCAAGUUGAGCCCAGAGGAGGAGCAAAAGUGUGAUCUCUGUGUGCGCCAUGGAGAGAAACUCCUGCUCUUCUGCCAGGAGGAUGGGAAGAUCAUUUGCUGGCUUUGCGAGCGGUCCCAAGAGCACCGUGGUCACCAGACAUUCCUCAUUGAGGAGAUUGCCCAGCAGUACAAGGUAAUAGACUGGGAUGGAGGAAAGACAGGGCAGAAAAUACUCUUGGCUUCUGCCUUCACCCUGGUCUCUUUGGAUGAUGAGGCCGUGGUGGACGUGCCAGGCCUUCUUGGGCCCCUGGGGACCUCUGUCUUCCUGCAGGCUCACCUUGAAGCUGCCCGUGGCCCCCCUGGCCCUGGAGUUGAUGGGCCUGAUGAGGAGGCCGCGCUGCAUGCCCGUGUCCAGGGCCCGCUUCAGCAGGUACUUGAGCCGGAUGGCGUCCACUGUAGGGUACUUCUGCAGGAUGUACAGCUUGAUGGCCAUCACCGAGGUGCCCCGGCGCUGCUCGCCCGCCUGCAGCGCCUCCAGCACCAUGCGCAGCAUCGGGGGUUGCGGCGUGGUGGUGGGACGGCAUGUUGGCGCGGGCCUGGCUUGAGAGUCCCAGACCAUCCGGAGGUGGAGGCCAUGGAGGUUAGCGAGGCCGAGGAGAUCAAGGUGUCACCGGAGGCCAAGCUCCCGGGAGCCAUUACGCGCAGGCUGACAGAUGCAGAGAUCUGUUGUGAUGUGAAUGGCAUCCUGGAAAGGAGUAAGACCUUCACUCUGAAGAAGCUAAAAACUCUCCCCAAGAAACAAAGGAGAGUGUUCCAAGUUCCUGAUCUGAGAGGGAUGCUGCAAGUGUUUAAUGAACUGACAGAGGUGCGCCGCUACUGGGCAAACGUGACCUUGAAUCAUCAAUCAAAUGUUGACAUUUCUGCGCAUAAGAGAAAAGGGAGAGGUGACUUCUAUCAGAGAGUACUUUGUCCACCUGCGAGAGUAGAUUAUAGUGUCCUGGGAUCCCCUUCUAUCACAUCAGGGAAGCAUUACUGGGAGGUAGAUGUGCCAAAGAGUAAGGACUGGAUUUUGGGGGUAUGUAUCAGGAAAUACCCUGACUUCACUGGGAUAGAUUUUGGGGGGAAAAAUAAGCCUGUUUGCUUUCAAUAUCAACCUCAAAAUGGCUACUGGGUUAUAGGGUUACAGAAUUAUUCCCAAUAUCAGGCUUUUGUGAAUUCUGACUACUCCAACCCCUCACCCUUAACCCUGUUCCUGACUGUUCCUCCUGAUCGUAUUGGAGUUUUUCUAGACUACACGGCCCGCACUAUCUCAUUUUUGAAUAUAACAAACCAUGGGUUUCUCAUCUAUAAAUUCUCUUCAUGUUGCUUUAAUCAGGAAAUUUAUCCAUAUUUCAAUUCUAUGAAAUAUCCUGGCUCCCUGAAACUGGUUUCUCCAAGCUCUUAAACCUCUCAUACUCUCACCCACUUCUGUGUAGAACCUCUUUCCUUGAAUGCAUCUAACAAACUGAGUUUUUCUGCAUCACUGUCACCAUCAUAUCUUUGCUGCCUUUUUUCUUCUGAUUUGAACACCCUUCCUUCAUCAGUAGGGUAUACAAUUUGCCUCAUGUUAUCUUUAUCCCAAUAUCUUAUUUGCAUUAAUAAAAAAUCCUAAUUCAUCAUUUUUAUAAUUCUAAGGAAAAUGACUAAUGUUUUGCCCUGGCCGGUUUGGC
Molecule: messenger RNA, 2129 nt
Organism: Myotis brandtii (Brandt's bat)
Lineage: Eukaryota; Metazoa; Chordata; Mammalia; Chiroptera; Vespertilionidae
Product: tripartite motif-containing protein 5-like
Exons: 8
Coding region: 194-1864 (556 amino acids)
Molecular function (GO): protein binding; zinc ion binding
Source: RefSeq, a predicted model, not a curated record